UUACAUUGUAUAUUUCCUGAUAAAUUGUAUUUUUAUAAUUUUUAGUUUAUGAAAUUGAAAAUACAUAUAUUUAUUUAGAACCCCGAGGCCUCUCUUCCCAGUUCCCCCUAGUCAGCGACCGUUAACCGCCAAAGGCGACCGGAGUUCGGCCAAACGACGUCGUACGAGUCUUUCCAACCAGUUGCGAUUUGAGCGAGGAAUCAGAUUAGUUCCCCUUGUUCUUCAAUCUUCACCAUUCUCUGCAGAAUCAGCGACAGCAGCAGCAGCAGCUGGGGUGCCCAAUAAAACAAAAGGGGUUCAAAAGGGGGCGCCUUUCGUCGUCUACCUCAUAAAUUAUGUGCGAACUCUCUUCACACUGCUUUGGAUGUUUACGGCGGCAGACCCAGCUCGUCUCGGCGCGUAGUUUUCUUGCAGGUUCUAAUUCUCCCUUCCUCCUGGUUUCUGUUGAGGGGAUUCGAUCUUAUGCCCCCUUUUUCCAAUGGGUUUUGAAGAUAGGGAAUUGAAUCUUACUUUUCCCCACGUCUUGGGUAUUUGUUGUUUCUAUUAAGCCGAUAGAUAAGAGAAAGAAGAUUGGCCUGAAGAACGAAAAGGGAGCGAAUUCAUCCUUUCUAGGGUUCUUAUUUUCUGGUUUUGCUCAAGGGGGAAUAUGGAAGCGUCCUCUUCUUCUUCGUCGUCGGUGAUAUCUCCGGAGGACGUGUUGGAAUGUCUGAUGAACGACGGCACAAUUGAUGCUCUGAGAUUGAAGAUCAUCAAUCAGCUCAAGGCCAAUGAAGAGCUGAAGAAUACAACCAUCAAAAUGGCCGAGCAGAGUAAGGUUUUAAAUACCCCUGGCGCAGAGAAACAGACCAAGAGGGAACUAUUCGAUGCACUUCGACAAGAACUUGAAACUCCGGUGCUCGAGAAGGCUUCGAAAUCGGUAUGGGAAUUGAUUCUGGACAACAAUGGCCUGGGGAAAGAAAUAAGUGAAACGGUCGAAAGAGUGUUCUGCAAAUUAAGCGGCCAAGAGCCUGCGUUGUUUCCACCUCCGAGUAAUCCUGAACCACAAGCUUCCAGGGAGAAAGAGAACAAGAAAGAGGCAGAGAAAGAAGAGGAGUUGACGAUAGCAAGUCUGAAGGAUAACUCUAUGUUGAAACAUCCGAAGAAAAGGCGGCACAUCGAGAUGACCAAUGAGAAAGGCGGUGCUGCGAAUGAAGUUGCAAGAAAAUCGGCCGAUGAUCGAUCGAGUAAAUCUCCUCAUCCAAAGACUUUAAACCUUACUUAGAAUCGAAUGAGACCAUUUAGCAGAACAGAUAAUUUAUUGAAUUGGUCCCUUCUCUUCAGUAGAAUGUUUCUUCAGAAACAUAGUUUCUAGUCUUUCUGCAUAGAGUUUAGUUUUCAUUGUCAAGCGCAAACUUAUGAGUUGAAUGAGAAUCUAUAAACAUGUUGGCUCAAUCACAUUUACAGGAACGGUGGCUUUGAUUUUUGUUUUAUGACAUGAUGGAAUAACUGGCAUUGUAGUCAUUUCGUAAAGUAAAUAAUGACUAUGAGAGUAUAUGGGACUCCCUCAGUCCUCACUAUUAAUUUUGGUGAAUUGAUAAGCCAAACUAUUCAUGUUAAAUCAACUGAUAGAGUUAAAGUUUUCACGGUCUGUUAUUAUCAUCAAAAUAAGUUAACAGUUAGUAC
Messenger RNA from Linum trigynum, 1662 nucleotides. The record is from the annotation of a GenBank genome assembly. NCBI's taxonomy places the organism in Eukaryota, Viridiplantae, Streptophyta, Magnoliopsida, Malpighiales, Linaceae.